This is a messenger RNA of Alternaria arborescens, 897 nucleotides long. RefSeq lists its product as hypothetical. Bases 1 to 897 code for a protein of 298 amino acids. Gene Ontology annotation, molecular function: sulfur dioxygenase activity. The transcript is spliced from 2 exons. Gene Ontology annotation, biological process: glutathione metabolic process; hydrogen sulfide metabolic process. The record is from RefSeq and is a predicted model, not a curated record. Lineage: Eukaryota; Fungi; Ascomycota; Dothideomycetes; Pleosporales; Pleosporaceae.
AUGUCCAAAGAACCCAUAGUACACAGCUCGUUCGAAGACAAGACAGGCACAUGGCAGUACGUGGUGGCGGAUCCGUCUACUGACAGAGCCGUUGUCAUCGAUCCAGUACUCGACUACGACGCGAACACCCAGACUAUCAGUACCCAAACAGCCGAUGGUUUGUUGGCAACAAUAUCAGAGAAUGGGUACCACAUCGAGAAGAUAUUGGAAACUCAUGCACAUGCCGAUCAUUUAACGGCAGCUUCCUACCUCCAACAACGUCUGUCCUCGCAGCAAGGCUUCAGACCACCAAUCUGCAUUGGUAAGAGAAUCCGAGAGGUUCAGACACGAUUUGCCGCUAGGUAUGGGAUUGCGGCUGUGGAGUACGAGAACGCGUUCGAUCAUCUGUUCGAAGACGAUGAGGUGUUCGAGAUUGGGCAGUUGAAAGUAAAGGUCAUGCACCUUCCUGGACAUACUCCAGAUCAUAUUGGAUAUCGAAUUGGUGGCAAUGUAUUUUGCGGCGACUCCAUAUUCCAUGCUGAUAUCGGCACGGCAAGAUGCGACUUUCCAGGUGGUAGUGCGAAAAGUCUGUAUGCUUCAGCGUGGAAGCUGCUGGAACUGCCAGACGAAGUCAAGGUUUGGACCGGCCAUGACUAUCCAGCUUGCCCAGAGCGAUGUGAGGCUGUGCCUUGGAUGACCGUGAGGGACCACAAAGAGAAGAACAAACAUCUUGCCAAUGACGUAGAGGAAGAUGAUUUCUUGACUUUGCGGAAGGAAAGGGAUGCAAGCCUGGCGGCACCGAAGUUAUUGCACCCUUCCCUGCAGAUCAACAUUCGUGCUGGAAGACUUCCGCAGCCAACAUCGGGAGACCAGCGUUUGAUGCAUCUCCCAAUCAGGGUCAGUGGCGCGACGUGGUAG